Molecule: messenger RNA, 1644 nt
Organism: Austrofundulus limnaeus
Lineage: Eukaryota; Metazoa; Chordata; Actinopteri; Cyprinodontiformes; Rivulidae
Exons: 6
Coding region: 59-994 (311 amino acids)
Source: RefSeq, a predicted model, not a curated record
ACUGAGCGGCACUAGCCCCGCCCCUUUCUUCUCCGCUCCUUCAGGAAGUAAAGCGGAGAUGGUUCRUGAGGAGCUGACGGUCCGUCUGAACGACAGAGAGUACAAAAACUGGCUGAAAGCAGGUCGGUGUCUGCUCAUCCUGAAGGAUGGCCUCCACCCGUUCACUGACCACCAGAUGAGAGCUUUCCACGGAGAUCUGCUCAACCAGCACUCUCUGCUGCGGACUCCAUGUCACACACCUUCAUCAUGCAAACCCCGAAGGAAUACGCUUUCCUCGUCCUGCAGGGUGUGUUCAGAGUGGCAGAAAGUGAUCCUGGGACACCACAGACAGCCUGACGCCAACAUCAACUGGGCAAACUGUUACCCUCCACACUGGAGGACAGACCACUGGGAACUGGCCAAGGCCUACAUGCCCCGGGGUCAGACCAAAGUGAAGGCAGCUGAUCAGUGUGAUCCAUCUGCUCUGCUCAACCUCAUCAACUCCUGUAAAUGUUUCUGCUCUGUGGAGUCAAAGGUAGUAAGACAGGUGAUCCAGUACAGGAAUGAGUUGAUGCACUCCUGUGACUUCCAGGUGAAGGAUGAAUGGAUGCAGCAGUACUUCAUGGCUCUGCAGCUCUUCAUGCAGCAGCUCCAUCACGUUCCCAACAUGGCUUCUGUGGCACAACAAGUAGAAGCCAUGCUGACCGUUGAUUUGUCCAUUAGCGUCUUGGCUGCGGACCAAAUGGACUCUGCUGACUUGUUACCUGGAUUAGAGUCCGACAGUGUCAGUCAGGUGGAGGCCACCGCUGAGUUACUUAGCCAAUGGGAAACUGAGCUGCUACAAGAGAUGUUGCAGGAGUGUCUGCAUGUUGCUGCAGAGGACCACGUCGAUGCAAAGGAUCAGGAUACGCAGCAGCUGAAGAGGCUGCAGGGCUUUCUGCAGGCCAACAAAGACCUCAGAGAAAAGUUCUCUACUGAGCUCCAAGCCAUCAACUCACUGGAGCUUAAAGAGUGAGAAGAAGAAAAGGAGGAGGAAAACAUCACACUGCACAACUACAUUAAUGACUCAAACACAGAGUCAGAGKUGAAGUGGAAGAACAAAGAGUUGUCAGCUGUACGUGUUGUGAUUCUUCAAUAUGACAUCAACACAAUAUAGCGUCUUAUUACAGAAAAAUAUUUUAUAUCACAGUUCCUAAUCUAAGAAGAAGGAAUAAUUUGAUUUCAGGGGAAAGUUUGAGUUUUAUAUUUUCACUGUUUUGGGGUUUUGUACAAAUGUUUUUACAUAAACAUGAGGCAAACGGUUUAGAUUGAGCAAAAGUCAGUUCAACUUUAAGUUAAAUUACAGCAGAUCUGCAGGAAUGCUGUAAGGUCCUGGUCAGCCAAACGGAUGACCAUAUUUUGAGCUGAUGAAAUUCAAAGAAGGGAGUGUUUAAUCAAACUGAAACUGACUGAGACAUCUCUACCAAUUGGUUUUAGUAUGUAAUGCUAAAAACAUCCACCAGAAGGCACUGUGACAGGAAAUGGUUAAUUAGUAUUUACCUCCUCCAACUAGGAAGUCAAGAACAAGGAAAUUUAACAUGACAUCAUGACAGUUUUUGGAAAAACUUUGAAAGAAAUGUAUACUUUUUUACAUAUUUUGAUAAUAAAGACAUUAAUAAACAGAAA